This is a messenger RNA of Aureococcus anophagefferens, 586 nucleotides long. RefSeq lists its product as hypothetical. The coding region runs from base 11 to 433 and encodes 140 amino acids. Lineage: Eukaryota; Pelagophyceae; Pelagomonadales; Pelagomonadaceae. The record is from RefSeq and is a predicted model, not a curated record. The transcript has a single exon. Gene Ontology annotation, cellular component: cytosolic large ribosomal subunit; ribosome. Gene Ontology annotation, biological process: translation. Gene Ontology annotation, molecular function: large ribosomal subunit rRNA binding; structural constituent of ribosome.
GUUUUUCACGAUGGGCGGAGCCAACAAGCCCGAUGCGCUCGGCAACAAGAUGCGCAUGACCCUGGGUCUGCCCAUGUCCGCGGUGAUGAACUGCGCCGACAACAGCGGCGCCAAGAACCUGUUCAUCAUCUCCGUGAUCAACAUCAAGGGCCGGCUGAACAAGCUGCCCAGCGCGUGCCCCGGCGACCUCGUCAUGGCGACGUGCAAGAAGGGCAAGCCCGAGCUGCGGAAAAAGGUCAUGCCGGCCGUCGUCAUCCGCCAGCGCAAGCCCUGGCGCAGAAAGGAGGGCCUCAUCAUCUACUUCGAGGACAACGCGGCCGUCAUCGUCAACAACAAGGGCGAGAUGAAGGGCUCGGCGAUCAACGGCCCCGUCGCCAAGGAGUGCGCCGACCUCUGGCCGCGCAUCGCCUCCAACGCGGGCUCCAUCCUCUAAGGCGCGGCCGACGGUCCGUGCGCGUGUGGCCGCGCCGGCCGCCGCGAGUUCUCGCGGCGGGCGGCACGGCCGGGCGGGCGCUCCUUCGGAGCUCCGCGCGCGCAAACUCCGCUCACAACCAACCAACCACCUAUAACCACGACUUUACCCUCG